Aplosporella prunicola CBS 121167 is the source of this 1902-nucleotide messenger RNA. RefSeq lists its product as uncharacterized. The record is from RefSeq and is a predicted model, not a curated record. Gene Ontology annotation, molecular function: protein binding. NCBI's taxonomy places the organism in Eukaryota, Fungi, Ascomycota, Dothideomycetes, Botryosphaeriales, Aplosporellaceae. The transcript is spliced from 4 exons. The coding region runs from base 1 to 1902 and encodes 633 amino acids.
AUGUCGGCUAGCGGAUCCUCCAUCUUCACCUCCCCUACCUCUUCCCGCAGUCGCAAGCGCGGCAUGAUGGCGCGCUCGCAGCCUCGUCCCAUCCACACGCCCACCAGCCCCAUGUCCGCCUCGAUCCCCCACAACCUGCUGCCCUCGGCGCCCGCGUCGCCGCCCACCCCAGCCCCCAGCCCGACCCCGAACCAGCGCGCUCCCGACUGGAGCACUGCCGCCGAGCAUGAGGACACGCAGGUCCGCGACAUCAGGGCCCUGUUCAGCGAGAUGAACGACGGCGAGAAGCAGCGGUUGCUAGGGGAACUGCUAAACAUGUGCAACAGCCACCAGCUGAGCUUCGUACAUGACUUUGUCAGCCCAAGGCUGAAGAAGGACCCCUUCACCUGCCUGCCCAAUGAGCUCUGUCUUCGCAUCCUCACCUUCAUCGACGACCCGCAAACCCUCGCCCGCUCGUCGCAAGUCUCCAAGCGAUGGCACGAACUCGUCAGUGAUGAUAUGGCAUGGAAGUCCCUCUGUGAGAAGCACGCAUAUCGGAGACUCUCCGACGAAUCCGGGCCCCGACCAGCGCCCUUCGGAAACACCUUGACGCCUGGCGGCUCGCCCUCGUCCUCCCAGGCCUGGCGCUACAGUGCGGGCAAGCAGUUCAAGGGCAUCGCUGGAGCCUCGUCCAGCAGCACUCCUGAUCUCAGGACCCAAAGCCUUGACCGGAGAGGAGGAUCUAGGCGGAAACCAAAGGCCAUGACGUACAGGUCCCACUUCAAGCAGCGCUACAUGGUGGAGACGGCAUGGCGAUCCGGCGGACGGGUGGAUUCCAGGCAGAUCACGCCUGACCAAGGCGUCGUGACUAGCCUGCACCUUACUGACAAGAACAUUGUCGUGGCAUUGGACAACGCCAAGAUCCAUGUCUUUGAUACCGAAGGACAGCACCAGAAGACAUUGCAGGGACAUGUCAUGGGCGUCUGGGCAAUGGUGCCCUGGGGAGACAUUUUGGUUAGCGGUGGAUGCGACAGGGACGUCAGGGUCUGGAACAUGGCCACAGGAGCGAGUGUCCACACCCUCCGGGGUCACACCUCGACCGUCCGAUGCUUGAAGAUGUCCGAUUCCAAAACGGCAAUCUCUGGCUCGAGAGACACGACGUUGAGGAUUUGGGACAUCGAAAGGGGUGUCUGCAAGCACGUGCUCGUAGGCCACCAGGCCAGCGUCCGCUGCUUGGAGAUCCACGGUGAUCUGGUCGUUUCCGGCAGCUACGACACGACUGCGCGCAUUUGGAGCAUUUCCGAAGGCAAGUGCUUGAGGACGCUCACUGGCCACUUCAGCCAGAUCUACGCCAUUGCUUUUGACGGAAAAAGAAUCGCUACCGGCAGCCUGGACACCAGCGUCAGGAUCUGGGAUCCCAACGAUGGUCGCUGCCUCGGAUUGCUUCAAGGCCACACUUCGCUUGUCGGUCAGCUGCAAAUGCGCGGCGAUAUCUUGGUCACCGGCGGCUCCGAUGGCUCCGUCCGCGUCUGGUCGCUGAACGAGUACCAACCGAUCCAUCGUCUGGCGGCCCACGACAACAGCGUUACCAGUCUGCAGUUUGACGACACUCGCAUCGUUUCCGGUGGCUCUGAUGGUCGCGUCAAGGUUUGGGAUUUGAACAAAGGAACUUUGGUCCGCGAACUCAGCCAGCCGGCGGAGGCAGUCUGGCGCGUGGUGUUUGAAGAGGAAAAGGCUGUGAUUAUGGCCAGCAGGGGUCAGAAGACAGUCAUGGAGGUUUGGAACUUCUCCCCACCUGAUGACGAGCUGGACGACUACAGAGCUGGCAGUCCGUAUAGCAUGCCAGAGUACAACCAGGCAAACCACGCCGCCAUUGAGCCUCACGACAUGAGCGACAUCAACAUGCCGGAUGCGGCUCUCUAA